Striga hermonthica is the source of this 654-nucleotide messenger RNA. The record is from the annotation of a GenBank genome assembly. NCBI's taxonomy places the organism in Eukaryota, Viridiplantae, Streptophyta, Magnoliopsida, Lamiales, Orobanchaceae.
AUGACUCGUAAGAAAGUGAAAUUAGCGUUCAUCAGCAACGACUCGUCCCGCAAGGCGACGUUCAAGAAGCGGAAGAAGGGGCUGAUGAAGAAAGUGAGCGAGCUGAGCACGCUGUGCGGGAUAGAGGCUUGCGCGAUCGUGUACAGCCCUUACGAGGCCCAGCCGGACGUGUGGCCAGACGGGCGCGGUGGGGCCCAGCGCGUGCUGGCCCACUUCAAGCGCAUGCCGGAGAUGGAGCAAAGCAAGAAGAUGGUGAACCAGGAGAUGUUCCUAAGCCAGCGCGGGGCCCGGGCGGCCGACCACCUCAAGAAGCUGCGUAAGGACAACCGAGAGAAGGAGAUGACGCGCCUCAUGUACGAGUGCCUCACGGGCCGUGGGGUCCACGGCCUGCCCCCGCCAGAUCUCAACGACGUCACGUGGCUGCUCGACCGCAGCCUCAAGGAGAUCUACAGCAGGAUCGAGGCACUCCGAAAGGAUAAACAGCCGGCUCAGCAGCAGCCGUGGUUUUCGGAGUGGACCCCACACCUGCAGGGUGGAGGAGGAGGAGAAGAAGAUCAUAUGAUGAUGCCUCAGCCUCAGGGGACUAAUACUAAUACUAAUACUAAUACUAAUGUUGUUCUCAAUAAUAUGUGGUCCAAUGUCUUCUUCCCCUGA